Anopheles stephensi (Asian malaria mosquito) is the source of this 2088-nucleotide messenger RNA. RefSeq lists its product as uncharacterized. The record is from RefSeq and is a predicted model, not a curated record. The transcript is spliced from 2 exons. Lineage: Eukaryota; Metazoa; Arthropoda; Insecta; Diptera; Culicidae. The coding region runs from base 744 to 2063 and encodes 439 amino acids.
UUUAAGGUCAUGUACGCGAUAUACCUUCAGCGUUACUAGCUUCAUUAACAGCACGGUAGUGAUAGGGUGUGUCUUUGAACUGCGCGCCUAAAAGUAUGCAAUUAUCUCAAGCUACUCACAAUAAGGCUUGAGAGGUUUCCCAACGGGGUUGAUGAACGAGACUCGUGGACAAGUUGUUAAAAAGGAGUCUCUGAAACACCUCCCGGAAUACAAAGAAAACACACCAAAAAUAGUGAUUGCAUACUUUCAGGCGUUGUGAACCUAGCACUAAUCGGGCGCAUUGUGAAGACACCGCAUUCAACACCUCUCCCACAGUUUAUCGAACCUUGUAAUCAGUCACUAUUCAACGCCUUUUGCCCAUCAGGAUUCUUUGAGUUGUGUACGACGGAAGGACCGCUCGAUACCGGUUAUGUUCGCAACCGAUUACUGAAUCCGAAAUUAAUAAUCCUUAUGGUUCCGACCAGCACCAGCAACCCAACCCACCGCGAUGGUUGGGCGUGUGUGCGUACGUGUAUGGUGCAGGACAUCGCAUGUGCGAUGUCAUGCCAGGAUAACGCUAUUGUUAAUACGAUGAAUAUGUCGUUUGGCGUUGCGAUGAAACGAGAUAGAUAAGACCCCACACACACACACACACACAUACGUGUGCCCGCGAGGGCAUGCCUUGGGUGUCGAGCUUAAGGAGCACUCGUUAGGCUAAGGUCGCUCAGUCGCUAAUCGGACGUGAAACGAAGCUGCCGUUGCCGAUGGUUCAUCCUCGAGCGUUCCUGCAGAACAUCGUACGGCGCCCACCAAGACGACACGCGAAUGGUGUUCGUACAGUGAUGACUACCGGUAUGGGAUGCUCAUCGUCCGUUGUGCUGGAGGAAUCGGUUCCCCAUCCAACCACACCGGUGGUGGACACCGAUGGAGAAGCACGGCUUCCAUCUUCGCUCGUACCGAACCAUCCCGAGCCGUUAGUGGACGCGUACCGACGGUUAGACGAAGAAAUCUGUGUCCUGGAAAGUACAACACCCGGGCCAAGGCUUAUGACGGCGGAGGCGUGGGUAGAGUUGCUGAAAAGUGCCAAGAGCUCUGGGAGCGUUCAGAGUGACGUCCCGAUACCGCCACCGCCAUCACCACCACCACCACCGCUUCCAAAUGAGGUCCUGCCCAAUGGAAGUAUUCCGAGCGGAGUGCCCGGAGGUGCUCUAAAACCGCCACUAUCGCCGGACAGUGCUUCCGAAAAUGCACGCAAAGAGAUGGUCAAGGUCCGUGAAAUCCUCCUCAAGCUGGACAUCGUGUCCAAUCAGUACAAGGCGGCACAGCAGGAAGAGUUCAUCGCUCGGCUUUCCCGCACGGCCAUGGAGCAGGAAGCGGAUCACUUUCGUGAGGAGAUGAUCGUACACUCCCGCAAGCGUGCUCUCGCCCUGCGGACAGCGUUCGAGCGGCUAAAGCGCUUGUACCUCGAACAGGAUCGUCUGCUAGCGUCAGUGUACAACGGUGCGUACGGUACGGUGCACGAGCAGAAGCUUGAUGCCGAGCUGGAUGCGGCACGCGAUGUGCGAGAUCGGCUCGGUGGAGCCGUGGAACAGUGGCGUAUUGCUGGCGGGUUGCUACGGGCAGCCGCGAAAGGACUACAACAGGUAGUGGACUACUGGGAGCUGAUACGCCCUUCAAAAAGCGCGGAGGAAACGAUCACGCUAGCCCUAGACGCACGAUCCACCUGUCACGGUGCGCUGAUGGCACUGGAAGCCGCACAGGCAGCCCUGCCAGCGGUCGAGAUUCCGUACAUUACCAUCCGGCAGCAGUCCGCCGUACGGCACGCACUGAUCUACCUCCUCACGGACAUGGUGAAUCCGGCCCGGUACCAGCAUACGCGCGAUGUGUUCGGUGUGUUUAGUGCGAACGUUACGAAAGCGGUCCACUGGCUGCACGAAUGCUACAACGAAACGCUCCGGCAGGACUUUGACGGUGCCGAUCAGGCAGCGACACUGCUGGCGAAGCAUCUGCGUGAAGAGCGGUUGCGGUACAUUGUGGCCAAGGUGCCGCCUAGCAGAAGCUACAUACGACCCGCAAUCGGAUAGAGCUGGAGUGAUGGAAGAAGCAACG